UUUUAACCUAAAAUGUUUUUGGUGGCAAGCGAUAACGAUUCCUCUUUUAGAUGACCGGUCCGGCUGUUGCUGUUGGACGGUCACAAUCGCGCACGUGUGAUCAGUCAUUGGCGUGGACGUUUCACGUGCAGCUGAUGUUUCAAUAAACUCACACCAGUCUGUGACAUUCACCAUGACAGACACCCCACUAACCAUUCCAUACGCCUUUGAUCGCCCAAACGCUACGGGAACAGCAAUAUUUCGUCUCCCUGCGUCUGCAAUAACCCACGCUUUCACCAACCUAUCUUAGUCCCCUCCAAAUCUAUUCCUUCGUCCUUCGCCUUCUCUUCCAACUCAAAAUUUUUCGCCAAAACCACAAGAAUGUGCUGAUAAAAAAAUAGAAAUAAACAAAAAAAGGAACAAGGUUCUAAUGGCAAAUUGGAUCUCGUCCAAGCUCAAAGUCGCUGAAACUCUCCUUCAACAGAUCGAUCAGCAAGCGGCGGAGUCGCUUGGGAAGAAUGAGAAGCCACUAUCCGAUGAGAUUACAUUGGAUACUCCAACGAAAACCAGUGGGGUUGUAUCUUUAAAGGAUCAAUUAAAAAAGAAAUCACAAGAACAUAAUGAUUAUCAUGGCAAAUUGUUCAAUGAUCCCAAUGCUAACUUAUCUAGUAAUAAUAAUAGUAAUAAUUCAGUUAAUAUUUCGAAUCCAGACAAAGAGGUUUCGAGCACGAAAGAUUCAUCCAAACCUAAGCCCACACUUACAGAUAGUGAUUGGACUGAACUUCUUAGUACACCUAGUCAGGGGACGAGCUCUAGUAAUGGGGUGUCUGGGAUUCGGGGCUUGAGGAAAGAUGCUAGGAGGAGAGGAAAUGUGGGAUCUAAUUUGUCACUGCUGGAAGGGAAGAGGAAUCAAAAGAGUAAUGUUAAUGUUAUUAAGUCUGUGAGGAGAUCAGAUAUUGUUUUGGGAAAUAAGUCGAAUGGGAAGCCGAGUGAUGGUGAAGAAUCAAGCUCUUCUGGUAGGCCUUCUAGUGUUGAUAUACAUAAUGAUGGUAAGAAUUCGGAGGGGUUGGAGUUGGAUCACAAGGACACUGCUACAAGCUUUAUGCUGAAACUGAAAGAUGAAACAGAUGAUGAAAAUGGUUGGAAAUUGGAUUCUAAAGGCCUUUCUUCCGAUGUGGAAGGGUUUUCGCGGGCCAUAAACAAGAACCAUUCUUUCCAAAAGAUGUUGGAAUUGGGAGAAGUUGAUGGGGUACCUGAAGUGAAGAUAGGAAUGGCUGAUGGUCAUGAUCAAUUGAGAACUACUGUAAGUGGGAAAUCCAAGUCCAUUGGUUCAUCCAGAAGUCCAGUCUCGGAUGAUGUAAAAAGGGGCUCUCAGCCCACAAGUGAUGGAAGCUCUGAUUCAGAUUCUGGUUCUGAUUCAACGUCUGACUCUGAAAGUGAACAUGAGAGGGAGGAAAGGAGGAGGAGGAAGGAGAGGAUUUUGGCUGAGCGAGCAGCCGCUAAAGCUGUGGAAGCUAUCAAAGAACGAGAGAAUAUGGUUGCCAGAUUGGAGGGAGAAAAGCAGAGCUUAGAGAAAAUACUUGAGGAACGAGCCAAACAACAAGCACAAGAGGCUUCAGAGCUGCAGACAACUACAAUGGAAAUGAUGGAAGCUGUUGAGUUAGAAAAGCAGAAACAUAAUAAUACUAGAAUGGAGGCCCUCCAACGUUUGGCUAAGCUAGAGACGACAAAUGCUGAUCUUGCAAGAUCACUUGCUAUUUCACAGAAGAAACUUGAAGUAGAGAUUAAUAGGGUAGCAGAUCUCCGACAACAAAUUAAGCUGGAAGAAGCAGCCCAUGAAGAACUCAAGAGGAGGAUCUCCAGUAGUCACCAAAGUGGAACUUAUCUAAACCAAUUAUCAAAGGGAAUUGAAUUUGGACGUGAAAUCCUUGAGGCAGAGUACUCUCUUGUCACUGAUAAAAUUGGACAAUUGCAAGACAAGGCAAGACAACUGGAAGCAAGCAUUGAAUCAACAAGAAAAGAGGUGGAGAACCCAACAGAAGUAGAAGUUGAGCUGAAGCGAAGGCUUGGACAGCUGACUGAUCAUUUAAUUCAGAAACAAGCCCAGGUUGAGGCGCUCUCCUCAGAGAAGGCAACUUUGUCGUUUAGAAUUGAGGCAGUUUCAAGGAUGCUGGAUGAAAGCAAGUUCAUGAAUAUGAGUAAUGCGCCGUCAAGUGAUUUGGAAUCAGGAAUAUGGAAUCUUUCUGAUUCAAAGCUUAAGCCUCUCUUUGAGGACAAAUUUCGUUCUGGCAAACAGCAACUUGGAUCAAUGCUUAGGCAGUUGGAUGCUAUUUUUGUGGCUGGUGCAAUAUUCUUAAGAAGAAAUGCAACAGCAAAACUAUGGUCCCUGGUCUACCUGGUAUGCCUUCACUUUUGGGUCAUAUAUAUUCUAAUGUCACAUUCCCGACCAUCAGACGAGGGAAGAUCGGGUGCUGUUAUAUCCUUGGAAAACAUCAACAAAACUGCAGGUGUAUAAUUUGCAAUUUAUGUAUUUCUUGAUCUCAACUUUUGAGAAGUCUUUAUGUGUAGGGCGUAAUUUGUGCAGGUUUUCCCCAGAAAUCUCAAACAAAAUUAUUAGGAUUAUUAUUCAAAUAUUAGUAACAAAAUAUACAUGUUAAUACAGAAUUUGGUUCCCUAUAAAAUGUCAAAUUCGUUUAAGAUUCUUGCUUUUUCUCAUC
Molecule: messenger RNA, 2696 nt
Organism: Durio zibethinus
Lineage: Eukaryota; Viridiplantae; Streptophyta; Magnoliopsida; Malvales; Malvaceae
Gene: GC2
Product: golgin Putative 2
Biological process (GO): Golgi organization; retrograde transport, vesicle recycling within Golgi
Cellular component (GO): Golgi cisterna; Golgi membrane
Source: RefSeq, a predicted model, not a curated record